AUGCUGUACCCAGAACAGCAGCAGCAGCAGCAGCAGCAGCAGCAGCAACAGCAGCAGCAGCAGCAGCUCUUGCUGCAGCAGCAGCAGCAACUGCAGCAGCAGCAGCAGCAAAUCGUUAGCUCGUUGCAGCAGCAGCAGCAGCAGGAUCAGCAGCAGCAGCAGCAACAGGAGCAGCAGCAGCAGGAAGAGGAGCAGCAGCAGCAGCAGCAGGAGAGAGAAGAAGAAGAAGAUGCUGUCUCUGUUUCUUUAUUUUUAUCUGCUUUUAAAUGA
Messenger RNA from Eimeria mitis, 270 nucleotides. RefSeq lists its product as uncharacterized. Bases 1 to 270 code for a protein of 89 amino acids. The record is from RefSeq and is a predicted model, not a curated record. The transcript has 3 exons. Lineage: Eukaryota; Apicomplexa; Conoidasida; Eucoccidiorida; Eimeriidae.